AUGGCCAGUAGUACAACGCCUUCUACUAAGGCUAAAGCUCGCACUCUAAAUGUCUCCGGGCCUAUGGAUGUUUACGAAGUAUUAUCCACAACGAGCAACUCAACCUAUCCUUUACGAGAUGCUCACGCAUCCAUCGUGUGUAAAGGUCUUAACGGUACCAACGCCUACGAGUACCAGGUUAAAUUGUCCGCUUACCCCAACGAGUCAAGCCUACUUCAAACGGAUGGUGUCUACAUAAUGAAGUCGAGAAUGAUCGCUCCUAACAAGGAGGAAUCAGUUCCCUCACUUUACUACGAAGCAGAUCAUGCUAUGCUCGUUACUACCUCCAAGGAUGUUAAAGGUUCCCUCGCGGAUAAUACAGCGGUUUCCGGUCUCGGCUUAAUUGUGGACAGGUACACCAUCCAAGAGGACUCCUACGACAAACCAACCGUAGUUGCCAUUGCUGAACACUGUGAUUAUGACAACGCUGCGAAAGAAAUGGUUUCAUUUAAAGUCGCCUACUACGUUCGACCUGUUAGAAAUCUGCUUUCCAUUCAAACUCUCUUUCAAGUCGACAGAGAAGCGGUAAUUACUGCCUACAUUGUGGACUACGACGCUGAAAAUAAUUGUUUUAUCUGCGAUGUGACCGGUAUUAAUCUGACCGUGGGUCGCGAAACGGUCAAAUCUUCCUCAUCUACAAUCAAGACAGAAGAUACUGUACAAACCCCGUCGGGUCGUGCCAGGGGUAAAUUUUUCAAGAAGAGCAAAAUUGAUUCCCAAGUUCCUAAACACCCACUAACUACCGACGGUCUUGAGGAAUCAGGCACCGGAAAGGGACCUAAGAAAGCCAAGAAAUGA
Messenger RNA from Melampsora larici-populina 98AG31, 837 nucleotides. RefSeq lists its product as uncharacterized. Bases 1 to 837 code for a protein of 278 amino acids. The record is from RefSeq and is a predicted model, not a curated record. The transcript is spliced from 5 exons. Lineage: Eukaryota; Fungi; Basidiomycota; Pucciniomycetes; Pucciniales; Melampsoraceae.